AUGGAUGAGACGGUAUCAUUGGAUUCAUUACCGUUAACUGGUCAGGAAUGUUCCAAAAUAUCGGAAACAUUACGGAAGAUACCAUAUGAUAUUUGUCCAUCAUUAGCAUUACAGUCUUCAACUUUAACCCAUCAUCAAUCAACAAUAACAUCACCUGAUACUAAUACAUUUGUGGAAUCGUCCGAAAAGUAUUAUCAGACGCUUAGUGAUAUCAAAGAAUACUCGUGGAAUAUUAACAGAUGUGAGGGAGAAUCUAACUAUAAUGUGUCAACUGAAUUGUCACAACAGAAUGGAUUUAUUAAAUCGAAGCAUGAAGAAAAGUUUCAAAGAUCUAGCGGAAAUGAAUUCGACCAGAAAAGUUUCUUGACUUCACUCUCUGUUUACUUUUGUUGGACUGUUUUGAUGAUUUUUGCAUUCUUACGAGAAUUGCUUCGAAGGCACGGCAUUGAAAAGAAUUUUGCUGCUGUUGAAAGACCAGAAGAACAGAACUUCGUGCCACUUUUCUCAGAAUUUGAAGCUAUUUACGAACGAAAUUGUUACAUGCGUGUACGAGAUGUUUUUGAACGACCAAUUUGUAGUGUUCCAGGAGCAACUGUAAAACUUCUGGAUCGUACUUCUGAGGAUUACAACUGGACUUAUAAGUACACAGGAACUGAAACAGAAGUGAUCAAUGUUGGAUCAUAUAAUUAUAUGGGAUUUGCUGAAACUAAUAACAUAUGUGGAAAUGAAGCAGCAGCAAUUAUCGACGAGCAAGGAUUAUCCACAUGUUGCUCCAUUCAACAAUUAGGAUUUUCAAAGGCACAACGAGAUCUGGAAAAGCUUGUAGCUCAAUUUAUUGGUGUUGAUGAUGCUAUAUGUUUCAGUAUGGGAUUUGCUACUAAUUCUCUGAAUACACCAUGUUUAGCUGAUGAAAAUUCAAUUAUAAUUAGUGAUCAGUUCAAUCAUGCAUCACUUAUUCUUGGCAGUCGAAUGUCACGAGCAACAGUCCGUAUUUUCAAACACGACGAUAUGGCAGAUUUGGAAAGACUUAUUCGUAAUGCAAUUGUAUAUGGUAAUCCGAAGACAAAGAAGCCAUUCACCAAAAUUUUAAUCAUUGUGGAAGGAAUAUAUUCCAUGGAAGGUUCAAUAUGCAAUUUACCAGCUAUUAUUGCACUAAAGAAGAAAUAUGGUGCCUACAUAUAUCUUGAUGAAGCACAUUCCAUUGGAGCAAUGGGUCCACGUGGACGUGGAAUUGUUGAUUAUUGGGGUUGUGAUCCGCACGAUGUUGAUAUUCUAAUGGGAACAUUCACUAAAAGUUUUAGUGCAGCUGGUGGUUAUAUUGCAGGCAAUAAACAGCUUAUAAAUUAUAUACGAGCAAAUUCGGCUGCAACAAUUUAUGCACUUCCAAUGUCACCCCCUGUUGCACAGCAGAUCAUAUCAUCAAUGAAAAUUAUGAUGGGUCUAGAUGGUUCUAAUGAUGGUGAAAUGCGAAGGCAAAAUUUGAGGCGUAAUACACAUUAUUUUCGAAAACAUCUAAAACGUAUGGGUUGCAUUGUAUGUGGAUCCGAUGAUAGUCCCAUUGUUCCAAUUAUGCUUUAUUAUCCUACGAAAUGCGGAUUUUGGGGUCGUGAAAUGUUGAGUCGACGUGUUGGAGUUGUGGUGGUUUCUUUCCCGGCAACACAUAUAACUGAAAGUCGAGUAAGAAUUUGCCUUAGUGCUGCUCAUUCCAAAGAAAUGCUAAAUUAUGUGCUAAAUGCAAUCAAAGAGGUUGCUGAAGAAAGCAAUGUACUAUCAUCACAAGUCAAGCAGAAAUAUGCAAAUUUAGCAAUUGAUUGGUAA
Messenger RNA from Brugia malayi, 1818 nucleotides. RefSeq lists its product as hypothetical. Gene Ontology annotation, biological process: ceramide biosynthetic process; sphingosine biosynthetic process. Lineage: Eukaryota; Metazoa; Nematoda; Chromadorea; Rhabditida; Onchocercidae. Bases 1 to 1818 code for a protein of 605 amino acids. Gene Ontology annotation, cellular component: serine palmitoyltransferase complex. Gene Ontology annotation, molecular function: pyridoxal phosphate binding; serine C-palmitoyltransferase activity. The transcript is spliced from 13 exons. The record is from RefSeq and is a predicted model, not a curated record.